AUGAGCCUCUUUGGAUCGUCAACUGCGAAUCAGAAUCAACCGCAACCUGCGAAGCCUAGCCUGUUCACCUUCAAUAACCCUUCUUCAAGUCAGUCCACCGCUCAGCCGUCAUUGUUUGGCCAGUCGCGGACACAACCAGGCAAUGCUCCUACUUUCAGCUUCGGCACCUCGCAGUCGCGGCCUCAGCAAACCGGGGGACUCUUUGGUGCCUCUACUCAAACGCAACCGCCUGGAGGUCUCUUUGGUACUGCACAGUCCCAGCAGCAACAAUCGGGAGGACUUUUCGGUGCAUCGCAGCCGCAGCAACAAACAGGAGGGUUGUUUGGGACUUCCUCACAGGCACAGCCACCUCAACAAAGCACAUUUGGAUUCGGCCAAUCGCAGCAGCCAGCGCAGCAACAACCGCAACGUCCUCUUGACCAAACACUGAGGUUUGGCCAGUCACAGCAAGCGCAAAAUGCAUCUCAGCCUAUGUGGGAGGAAGGUCGAGGCCUGAAUGUGUUCAGAUCAAUCCCUGCACAGAUGAACAUUGUCAAAAAUAAAUGGGAUCCACAAAGUUUAACCUCUCCUCUGCGGACGUAUCUGUACCAGCACGUCGAGAACGAGACCGACGCCUUGAAAUACAGACCUGGGCCCGGAGAAGACGAAGAUAAGUGGGAAGAGGCUGUUUCCAAACGACCCGGCCCGGAGUGGGUGCCUCUUCUUGUUCAAGGAUUCUUUCAGCUAGGGAGGAAGGCUCAAAUACAGAUGGAAGCAAUUCAGAGAUGUAACAUGAUGCUUCAGGAGAUAAACACGUCGCUUGAUGUACAACUGGAUAAGCAUCGUCAAAAUGUGGCCACUCGACUUGAAGAGUGCAAGAGAAGGCAGGCGGCGACAGCUCAAAGAACACUGGCGCUGGCAGUAAAAGUCCAGAUCUUGCGAAACCGGGGCUAUGUGAUGGACAAUGCGGAGGAGGAGUUGAAGUCGAAAUUGGAGAAGCUUCAGCGAGAAAUCUUUGAUCCUAGUCUGAAUGCCAGGGAGCAAGAAGUGUGGGCCCGAAUGCUAGGUAUCAGAGAACGUACGAUGAGACUAAAGAUGGAGAUGGAAAAGAUCGCACCGGCUGCCGCUGAGGAAGAUUCAACACUGGAUGAAGAGACUGUCAAGGGGGCAAAAAAGACGUUAGAGGCAUACGACACGCAAUUACGGCAUUUAAAGAAGGAAUUGGACCUUGUGCAACAAGAGUUUGAGGAUUGGGAGAAGAUAUCCAAGGAUAGGGAUAAUGACAUUCCUCGCCGUAGAUGA
Rhinocladiella mackenziei CBS 650.93 is the source of this 1281-nucleotide messenger RNA. RefSeq lists its product as uncharacterized. The record is from RefSeq and is a predicted model, not a curated record. NCBI's taxonomy places the organism in Eukaryota, Fungi, Ascomycota, Eurotiomycetes, Chaetothyriales, Herpotrichiellaceae. Gene Ontology annotation, biological process: protein localization to nuclear inner membrane; nuclear pore organization; NLS-bearing protein import into nucleus. The transcript is spliced from 2 exons. The coding region runs from base 1 to 1281 and encodes 426 amino acids. Gene Ontology annotation, cellular component: nuclear pore central transport channel; nuclear pore. Gene Ontology annotation, molecular function: structural constituent of nuclear pore.